AUGAAUGCUAGAAAUGCAAGUCCAAAUAGAAUUAAUGGAACGACUUAUAAUAUUAUCUUAGCAUCUGGUAGAGUGGGUCAAGGGUUAAGCUUUACUUCGUCGUUAUCUUAUUAUCAGUUAUACGGAUUUCCCGUUCUUGGAAUCUCAAAUCAUCCAUAUUCGAUAUCGCUAUGGAUUCAAAGAACAUCAACCGGUGGAGCAACUCUUGUUCAUGUUUCGGCGCAAUCAGAUGGAGGAGGAUGGUGUACUGAUUUUCUGGGAUUUUCUUCGAGUGGACAAAUAGUAGGCGGCAGUUACGACGGCUUCAUUACAGAAGUAGUAGGUCCCGUUGUGUCGACCAACGUCUGGACGCAUGUCGUCACUACGUUUUCGACUAAAAAUGGUGUUCGAUUGUAUGUCAAUGGAAGUUUAAUUGAUUCUACAGGUGCGACGACAUAUUUAGCUUCAGGAACAAUAAACACGGUGACACUGGGUAAUCCACGAGCAGCUGGGUGCGCUACUAAAUCAAUUAUUGAGGGUACUUUUUAUGGCUAUUUAGAUGAAUUUCGCCUUUAUUCACGAGAAUUGAGUACUGCGGAUGUUAUUACGCUUGCUAAUCCUUAA
This is a messenger RNA of Adineta steineri, 603 nucleotides long. Lineage: Eukaryota; Metazoa; Rotifera; Eurotatoria; Adinetida; Adinetidae. The record is from the annotation of a GenBank genome assembly.